Molecule: messenger RNA, 219 nt
Organism: Cyphellophora attinorum
Lineage: Eukaryota; Fungi; Ascomycota; Eurotiomycetes; Chaetothyriales; Cyphellophoraceae
Exons: 2
Coding region: 1-219 (72 amino acids)
Cellular component (GO): mRNA cleavage factor complex
Molecular function (GO): mRNA binding
Source: RefSeq, a predicted model, not a curated record
AUGACUACCCUGAUCAACCCAAACACAUCCGCGUCCCACCAUACCCCUCCCCUUCUCCGCCCGCCAACCCCCUCCAUCCGCCUCUAUCCCCUCUCAAACUACACCUUCGGCACCAAAGAGACCCAGCCCGAAGAAGACCCCAGCGUCCUCGCCCGCCUCGCCCGCCUCGAAAAUGACUACGCCAACCACGGCAUGCGGCGCACCGCCGAAGCCUCCUAA